GCUAAGCCGCUCGAUUGGCAAAAAUCAACGCAAAAAAACCUUGAAAUCCUCAGUUUCGCAUUCAGGUGACCUCCAGUUCCAGUCGGAAGUCCAGGAGAACGUAAUAAACGCGUAGUGCGCUCGCUAAGCAACACACCUACUGUGGUGGAAAAUUCUUUCUUUCCAUUCACUGUUUCCUUCCAAUUUUCCGUAUAGUCUGUUCCUUUCCAUUUUGUUUGCGUUUCCCAACGAUUUGUGAAAACUAUACCGGUACCAGCAGCAAAACGCGCGCGGCCUAGAUAACAUUUCAUCAACAAAUCGGUUGACCACUUGACCAAAAGCAAAGUGAAAGCGAACAGACCAAGUGUCCUACGUGACUUUUUCAACAACACACAGCCCCCAAACACACACCUUCCGCUGCGUCUCUGCGGAGCAUUUCGGGCUCCCACAAGCGAACGGAACAAUUUAAAUCAUAAAGAGAUAACAUUCAAAGCAAACUCUCUAAACAUCAGUAAUCGGAAUCGCAACACCGCCAAGGCUCCCUUUGGCUAAUCGCGCCCUACGGAUUAGGCCGUUUUCGUUUCCCCCCCGUGUCCCCCCAAAUUCGUCAAAAUUUGCGUCGUAAAGAUGGACCUUUUAAAAAAAUUCAUGGGCCUCGACGGUAGAAAGGACGACGACGACGAUAAUCGCAAGAAAAAACCAUCUCUUGGGGACGAGUUCCGCAAACCGAUUUGGGUGGAAGAGGACGAUAGUGACGAUGAACUGUUCGACAACCAGAAGCUGUACGGUGUACAGAUCUUCACCAGUCCGCUCGAGAUGCAGAAGCAUUAUGAGCGCCAGAUGCAGGACAUGCUGAAAUCGCUCGAGCAGUACGAUGAGAGUACCAAGCUGUUGGAUCGCGAUCUGAAGGAAGACUUUUUGAAACCCGGCUUCGAGGAUGCCGCUGGAAACGAUCUAGCCAAAUGCGAUACGGAUCUCGAUGGAGUGAUCUACGCCGAUCAGCUUCACUCGCUUCUGCAGCGCAUCUCUCCCGAGUGGAAGGACUUGCUGUCGAAGCAACCGAAGAACGAAACGCCGUCUGAACCCAACCAACGUCGCAAGCCGCUUAGCGACGAGGAGAAAAUCAUGGAUUGGAUUCACGGCAUCAAGGAGCAGCAGCAGCAGCAGCCGAAGCAGUUCCCUCCGGCCGCUCGUCGCAACAAAGCUUCCCCUUCGCGCUUCCACGAUGUUGGUAUCUUCGAGGGUGCAUUCCAGGGACCGCGAAUGUUCGGGCAAAGCAUCAUCUCGCAGACGAUUCGCCGCCCGGAUGGGUCCUACGAAACUCGUCGUACGGUUCGCGACUCCGAAGGCAAUACGCAAACCACUAUAACGCUUGCGACGAAGGAUGGUCGCAAGGAAACGAUCACUACUGGGUACGAGGGAGCCGACGAUCGUGGGCCACCGUCCGGAGGGAAGCUGGGAACGGCCACUGCGCCGGGUGCUCUGCUGGCGCUUGGCGACAAGUUUGCGCUCAACAACGGUGGUUACGUGCUGCCGAAGAACCUCUGGUGACUUCACGCGCAAGCCGAACGUAACGAUACGCUGAAGGUAGAUGAUGAUCGGCAGAGGCCGAGGCGUGUCAGUAGUUUCCUGCUCCACCAGCACCCCACUGAACGUCGUCAGCAGCAGCAGUCCAACCAGCUUGGGCCCAGCCGGCGACAGUGCGGGGCGUGGCGUCAGGAUAUUUCGUGUAGUUUCCCUUGCACUGAGGAUCGAUACAGUAUCUACAGUAGUAAUAUUAACCGUAGCAGCAGCGAUAGUAGUGAUAGCAGCCAACGCUGCUGCAACGAUCUCUCUUUCCACUCUUUUCCCGCCUGCCCAGCGACUCACGGUAACCACAAAAAACGGUCGAAUUCCCACGAACCCGUUCUCGCACCUUCUACUCCGGCGGCGGCGCUUCUGCGAUCGAUCCAAGCCAGCCGCACACUGCUUCUGCUGCUGCUAGCGUUGCUUGGUACCGCUGUAGUAGCGUUCCCGCUUGCUGCGAUGUGCUGUGCCAUGCUGCUUUCCGUAAACGAUCGACUCACCGACGACCGCCCGAUCUUUCGUUCCACGAUCGACAGAGUUAUGCUUAUGUUUUCCUCCCGUGACCGGUGGACGCGUACGGUGACGAUUGUGGGCCUUGGCGGCUUAUGAAGAUUAGUGCCAGUGCACCCGAACGCGGGAACGCACCCACCGCCGUUCCAUCAUCCGCACCGACAGCGCCGGGUCGGGAAUGGAAUCUGGUUGAGUUUGUGAUAUUAUUUUACGUUAGGCGGCCCCGGCCACCGGUGGAGGAGGUCGAGCUAUUGCGACAUUAAUGGCGACUGCUACAUGUCGUCCACUAUGAUUGUGAUUAUGCUUACGGUUAUCAUUACGAUUAUUAUUGCUAGUAUCAAUAAUUAUGCUAAGUUCGGUAAGGACGAGCACGAAGGUCACGACGACGACGACAUGCCACGCAGCUGAUGAUGGCUGGAGAUCGCGAACGCGAAAGGGUUUAGGGUUAGGUUACACUGCACUGAGAAGUACUGAAACGGAGACGAUGGAAGCGCUCACAGCUCUUAAGAAGUGUGCAUAUAAUUUUAGCUAGUAUCUGUAAAUUUUGUUUUCUUAUUUAACAAAACGGAGUCGUUUUGGG
Anopheles cruzii is the source of this 2635-nucleotide messenger RNA. RefSeq lists its product as uncharacterized. Gene Ontology annotation, biological process: regulation of actin filament polymerization; negative regulation of apoptotic process. Gene Ontology annotation, cellular component: clathrin-coated vesicle; mitochondrion; sarcoplasmic reticulum. The coding region runs from base 607 to 1530 and encodes 307 amino acids. The transcript has 5 exons. The record is from RefSeq and is a predicted model, not a curated record. Lineage: Eukaryota; Metazoa; Arthropoda; Insecta; Diptera; Culicidae.